AUGCAGAGUUUGACCUCUGAAACUGGAUCUGGAUUCCUGGAUGAGAAUGGAAUCUGUUACUGCACCAUCAACCUCCCAGAAGCCACCUUCCCAGCAGGUCGUUUUGAGAAGCUGGAGAUAGCAAACCACAACCUGACAAUCACCAUGGAGAAGGAAAUCACAAAGAUCUACAUAUAUCAGAGUACACUGACUGUGUACAUAGAGCAGAUGAAGAACUUAACCAAACGUGUGGAGGUCAUGGAGAACGGAGGCCUUUCCUACACUGAACUGGAGUUUGAGCUCAUCAAGUUGGAGAUCAAAGAGAUGGAGACCCUCAUACUGCAGCUGAAAACAUCAUUUAAUGGUUCCAGCAUCAUAAUAGAAAGUCUUUACCAG
Messenger RNA from Staurois parvus, 375 nucleotides. The record is from the annotation of a GenBank genome assembly. Lineage: Eukaryota; Metazoa; Chordata; Amphibia; Anura; Ranidae.